UCGCUACUGUUGUCCUAUUGUAAACUUUGAGCAAAUCUGCAUGUCUUUGAUGUAUUCCCAGAGCUCCCGCCCACUGCAAACCACGCCCCUUCAUACUUGCUCACCACAGGAACUCAUCCUGUUCUCUGUCAGAAACCAUAACAUCAGCAGGCAGUUUGCCUUAAUUUCCAGCAUCAGCCUACGAAGCGUUCCCAAACACAAAGUGUUUGCAAAUAACAGGUGGAGCUCAGCAGGAGGAAGGUCAAGGAUGUCAUUCAUACUGAAGCUUCUGGCUUUUCAGCUAUCUGUGGCUACAGCUGGUUUGAUUUUGGUGUUACAAUUCAGCGAAUUGUCUCAACUUCAGUUCCAAGACUGGUCUGCAUGUGACAGUUGCAUGUCUGAAAACAGCGGCUUGCUUAGCGGUCGUCUGAACCGUUCUGUUGAACCGGUUUUGUCUUCGAAAACAAACCUGUCAGAGGAAGCUUUCAGGUGGUGGAAGCAUUUGCAGAAUGAACGCCGGGACUUCAGGUUCUUCAAAAAAAUGGUCCACAAGCUCUUCCAGAUCUUCCCCCGCAGACCCAAGCUUAGAAAGCAGAGCCCUGACACCUGCAGGACUUGUGCAGUUGUUGGAAAUUCUGCAAAUUUGAAAAGAUCACAUUAUGGACCUCUGAUAGAUUACCAAGACGUUGUUAUAAGAAUGAACUUUGCUAAAAUAAAAGGCUAUGAGGAACACGUCGGGACCAAAACAACCUAUCAUGUCAUGUACCCAGAGAGCGCCAUGGAUUUGCACAACUCCACUCAUCUGGUCUUCUUUCCAUUCAAGAUUAUGGAUCUUGAAUGGCUCAUCAAGGCUUUUACGACAGGAUUCUAUGGAACGUCCUACGCGCCCGUAAAGACCAAAAUCAGAGCCAACAAAGAUUUGGUGAUGGUGAUCAACCCAGAGUUCAUGAAGUAUUCUCAUGAGAAGUGGCUGGAGAAGGAAGGAGCAUAUCCAUCCACCGGCUUCAUGACUUUAAUUUUCGCCCUACACAUUUGUGAUGAGAUCCAUGUCUUUGGCUUUGGAGCAGACAGCGAUGGAAACUGGAGCCAUUACUUUGAAGAGUUGACCGACAAAACACUGAAAACUGGAUCGCACCCUGGAAUUCGUGAAUAUGACAUCAUACAGGAACUAGCUAAAGAGAAAACGGUGAAAUUUUACAAAGGGUCAUGAUAGUGCCCUUAUUUAUUAUGCUUUUAUUAAUCCUGUGUUAUUUUGAUUUUUACUGAACAAAAGUCCAGCUAAGUCACAAAGACUUUUGGAAUAUUUUAACUUUCCAAAUGUCACAUAUCUGUAGAAUGUAUUUUUUGGUUUAACACAAAUAUUUGUAUUAUUUAAUCAUUUUUGUGGUAAUGUGUGACAUAUUGCUUAUCCUAGUCUGCUUUCUGUUUUGUCAUGACAUUUUAUUGUAUAUUUAAUUUUUUUUCUUUGUAAUUUAUUUAAUUUAUGUUUUAAACACUCUAGAAACUGGAUGAUCAUAUCUGGAGUUAUUGUAUUAUUAUUAUUAUUAUUAUUAUUAUUAUUUAUUUAUUUAUUUAUUUUACCAAAUGUUAGAUCUGUUUUAUUAUCCAGUUUGUUGGAUUGAGAAAUUGAGUAUUAGGAGUAGCUUUGAGCUACACAGCAGCUAUAUAAUAAUAUUAGACUUUAUGUAUUAUGUCAGACUUUAAAUGAAGCACUACAGUAAUUUCAGCAACAAGGCAGUUCAAAGUGUUUUACAUCAUAAGAACACACACAAAAAUAC
This is a messenger RNA of Xiphophorus hellerii (green swordtail), 1757 nucleotides long. Its product is annotated as CMP-N-acetylneuraminate-beta-galactosamide-alpha-2,3-sialyltransferase 1-like. Lineage: Eukaryota; Metazoa; Chordata; Actinopteri; Cyprinodontiformes; Poeciliidae. The record is from RefSeq and is a predicted model, not a curated record. Gene Ontology annotation, cellular component: membrane. Gene Ontology annotation, molecular function: beta-galactoside (CMP) alpha-2,3-sialyltransferase activity. Gene Ontology annotation, biological process: sialylation.